This is a messenger RNA of Capsella rubella, 1625 nucleotides long. RefSeq lists its product as uncharacterized. NCBI's taxonomy places the organism in Eukaryota, Viridiplantae, Streptophyta, Magnoliopsida, Brassicales, Brassicaceae. The transcript has 2 exons. The record is from RefSeq and is a predicted model, not a curated record. The coding region runs from base 58 to 1434 and encodes 458 amino acids.
UGGCUUAGUGGUAAGGCAGUUAAAGAUUUGGACAGAGGAAGAACAACGAAAUUAGUAAUGACGAAUCUAUUGGCUUUGAGUCUUCUCUUGAGUACUUUACUAGCGGCGGAGGUAUGGUCUCCGACCCCAGUCAUGACUACCCACCCAACGGCGUCAGAGGGAGACGUCAUCGUCAAAGACGGUCACCGCGUUGUGGUGGUUGAGUACGACCGUGACGGGAAAACCAAUACUAGAGUCUCGAUCUCGCCUCCAUCGGCAGAUCAAGAAGGAGAAGAAGAAAAGGGAAGUUCUUUGUUUAAACAUGCUAAAGAGAGAGUGAAAGAAACGGCGUCGUAUUUUCCACACGUCGGCCAAGGGAUCUCGCAGCCUGUUAUUACGACGGAGGAAGAAACAGAGGAGGCGCGUGAUCAUCACUCGACGGCUGGGGAAGUCAUAUGCGACGCGUUCGGUAAGUGCAGGCAGAAGAUUGCGAGUGUGGUGGGUCGGGCUAAAGACAGAACCGCUGAUACUGUCGGUGAGACUGCUUCCGAUGUCGAAGACGCCGCCGCUCGCAAGGCUCACGAUGUGAAGGAGACCGUUACACACGCGGCACGUGACGUGGAAGACGAGGUGGCUGAUAAAGCCCACUAUGCGAAGGAGAAGGUAACAGAAAAAGCCCAUGAUGUGAGACAGAGUGUUGCUCAUAAAGCCCAUGAUGCUAAAGAAAAGGUGACGGAUAAAGCCCAUGACGUGAAGGAUACGGUGACUCAAAAAGCCUAUGAAACGAGGGAGAGGGCUAAAGAUAGAGUGAGGGAGAAGGCACACGAUUUGAAGGAUUCGGUGGCUCACAAGUCCCAGAAUGCGUGGGUGAGAGUUAAGAAUGCAUUGCGUGAAUUCGGGACAGCAGCUGCGGGGAUGCUAAGUCCGACGAAGAUAGCGAGCGUCGUGGGGCUGACGGCCAUAUCUGCGGCGUUUGGGACUUGCGUGUGGGUGACGUUUGUGUCAAGCUACGUUUUAGCGUCGGUGUUGGGGAGGCAACAGUUUGGUGUUGUACAGAGCAAGCUGUAUCCUGUUUACUUCAAGGCGACCUCAGUCGGAAUCCUUGUGGGUUUGUUUGGCCACGUGCUUAGCCGCCGGAGGAAACUGCUCACUGACGCCACGGAGAUGUGGCAAGGGGUUAACCUCUUGGCCUCUUUCUUUAUGAUUGAGGCUAAUAAGUCAUUUGUUGAGCCACGUGCCACCAAGGCGAUGUUUGAGCGGAUGAAGGCGGAAAAAGAAGAAGGAAGAGGAGGAGAGAGGACGAGUAGUGAGCAGGAGCUAAGGCGGAAACUGGAGAAGCUGAGCGAGAGGCUGAGCAAGCUCAACACAUACUCGUCUUGGUUAAAUAUAUUGACGCUCAUGUCUCUAACAUGGCAUUUUGUUUAUCUCGGACAGAGACUUGGCGCCGCUUGCUGAUCCAUACUUUUGCUGUCUGAAAGCCUAACUUGUUGUUGUUGUCUUUGUUCUUUCUCGGUAGCAGCAUGGUUUUGUGUUUUGUUGUCGGAUUCCAUGUGUGAUAUAUUUUGUAAUUAGGUCAUACUUUCACUUUUAUGUUAGAGUUUGUUUAAAUUUCAUCUUCGAUCGGAUAGCUAUUUUUUAAACCGUCG